AUGCCUUCCCAUCAGAAGAUUCUGCUUUUCCUGUCCAGUGCGCUCGCUACUGCCAUUUCUGUUGUGGUGUUGGGGAUCUGCAUGUCAAGAACGUGGGUUGAGACGACCAUGGACUGCACAAGAAAUGGAACUAACUUCUCCAAUGGAUCUGCUGUGGUCAAUUUCAGUCUUUUUGAUGGGUUUAUGACCAGAACCUUGUGCCCCUUGUUUGGCGGUCAGGACCAGUUUGAAGUGUUUGAUCAGUUGGCAGAAAUAGGAGGAACCCCUUUGGUGCUGCACGGUUUGGUCGUGUGCCUGUUGGUCCUGUGUCUACUGUGCUCCGCGUGCAGCAUCCUCAUCUCCAUCUACAACAGUGUCAGCAACCCUUAUGAGACCUACAUGGGGCCGAUUGGCAUCUACGUCUGCAGCUCGCUCAGCGCAUGUUUGUCUGUUGUGGUCCUCAUAAUAUUUGCGGUGAACGUCAACAGCUUAGCAGAGGAUUUGGUACAGAGCUACGCCGGCAGUAUUGUAGCAGAAGUGAAGAACAAGACUUCGGCGUUCUAUCUCGGAUACUUCCUGGUCCUCCUUUACACGGGGCUAUCUCUCAUCGCCGUUUUGUUGAUCUACAUUUAUGAACACGCAGCCUACACUCAUAGGCGGGAACAGCAGAGGCCUACAGAGGACGCACCCAAGGAGAUAAUGAUGUAUUAGUGACCUGCAAAUGAUAAAUCGCUCACCAUAACAUCCUCGAAUAACUUAUUGUAAUGGAGAAUUACAGACAGAAAUCUGCAUAAACCCAAAAACAUUUUGAA
Messenger RNA from Pseudoliparis swirei, 791 nucleotides. RefSeq names its product clarin-3. Lineage: Eukaryota; Metazoa; Chordata; Actinopteri; Perciformes; Liparidae. The record is from RefSeq and is a predicted model, not a curated record. The transcript has 3 exons. The coding region runs from base 1 to 690 and encodes 229 amino acids.